AGGCAGGAGAGGAGGGAGGUUGUGGCUGCUCCUCCUCCCUUUCCUGGCGAAAGAGGAGGGCGCGGUUUGCGGGAACCCAAAAGAGGCAUCUUCCAGGGGCAUGCAGGACCCGCUGGGCUGAUUCAGAGCACCGACAUCCGCGUUGGAGGACAGAGAGAGAAAACCAUCAUGGAUCAGUUGGCUAAUGCGAAUACUCAUUUUGCCCUUGAUCUCUUCCAAAAGUUGAUUGAAGCCAACCCAACAGGCAAUAUCUUCUUUUCUCCACUCUGCAUGACCUCUGCACUCGCUAUGGUCUUUUUAGGGGCCAAAGGUGACACAGCAACACAACUCUCAAAGACAUGUCACUUGGAUGCUGUUGAAGAUCUUCAUGUAAGGCUCCAUGCACUCAGUACUAACAUAAACCGGAGUGAUGCGCCUUAUGUACUAAAGCUUGCUAAUAGAUUAUAUGGAGAAAAAACCUAUUGCUUCCUGAAGGAUUACUUGACCAGUACUCAGAAGCUAUAUGGUACAGAACUAUCCAUGGUAGACUUCCUAAAUGCUGCAAAAAGUGUACGGACACAAAUUAACCAGUGGGUUGAGGGACAAACUGAAGGUAAAAUCACUGAGCUGUUAUCUGAAGACUCUGUUAAUCAACUGACCAAACUGGUUCUAGUGAAUGCAAUUUACUUUAAAGGUACCUGGGAAGAGAAGUUUGAAGAUAAACACACCAAAGAUAUGCCUUUUAGGCUUAGUAAGAAGGAAAAGAAGAAUGUGAAGAUGAUGUUCAUGAACAAGAAACUACCAUUUAGUUAUAUUGAUGAAUGCAAAUGUCGAGUUCUGGAACUACCUUAUCGGGGAAAAGAGCUUAGCAUGAUCCUCCUGCUUCCUGAUGAUAUUGAAGAUGAUUCCACUGGCCUGGAGCAGCUGGAGAAGCAGCUCACCUUAGGCAAGCUCCAAAAGUGGACAUCCCCCCAAAAUAUGCAUUCCUACAAUGAAGUCUACGUUCAUCUGCCAAAAUUUAAGCUGGAAGAAAGCUAUGAUCUUCAGUUUUAUUUGGAAGCACUGGGAUUGCGGGAUAUUUUUGACAGUGGCAAGGCGGAUUUAUCUGGAAUGUCGGCAGCCCAUGACCUCCAUGUGUCCAAAAUAGUUCACAAGUCCUUUGUGGAAGUGAAUGAAGAGGGGACGGAAGCGGCAGCGGCAGCAGCAGCUGUGGCAGUGAAUAGCAUGCCAAAGAAAUUCAAUGCUGACCACCCCUUCCUCUUCUUUAUACGUCAUAACCCAACAAAUACUAUUCUUUUCUUUGGGAGAUUUGCUUCUCCAUGAAAAGUAAAACAACAUAAUAUAUGUUGAUUUAUCAAGAUAAAUUGCCUCUCUUAUGUCAAUCUUCCUUUACCUCUCAAGCAUCUGCUCGAAGGCACAAAGAUAAUAAUGCAGCAGACUCCUUGAAUUCUGCUUCAAGGCUGAAGCGGCACUUAACUUUAUUCCAAUAUACACUAUUUACACUAUAACUGAUGUGUAUUCACAUCUGCACACACCACAAGAAGCACAUUCCAAUGUUAUCAGUUCUUCAGCAUUCUACAGGAAUUGUCUUAAGUUAUGCUCUGGCAAUACAUCACAGCUCUAUGCAUUAACUCUUGCAUUACUACUUCACACUGUUUAAACUAUAAGCAACAUUUCACUCUAUAUAAAAAAACCCAUAUACUAACAAUAUAACAGCCAAUGUCCUAGUCCACUGGGCUGCUUGCAUCAAAAUUAGUGUCAUUUCUCUCCUGUUUUGUUAAAGGGAACAUACGGUCAGAAUUAUUUCCAAUGCUGAAAGUUUUUCACAAACAACCAUCAAUCCCUCUGCUGCAUUAACGUAAUUUUGAGUCAUUGAUCAUUUAUGCAACAUUAUCUUCUUCUUUGUAAACCAUUUGGGUGCUUCCUACUUUAAUAAAGAUGGUUCCUUGAAAGAG
Molecule: messenger RNA, 1934 nt
Organism: Anolis sagrei ordinatus
Lineage: Eukaryota; Metazoa; Chordata; Lepidosauria; Squamata; Anolidae
Product: leukocyte elastase inhibitor-like
Biological process (GO): negative regulation of endopeptidase activity; negative regulation of interleukin-1 beta production
Molecular function (GO): serine-type endopeptidase inhibitor activity
Source: RefSeq, a predicted model, not a curated record